AUGCACGUGCAUAAGAGCGGCCGAUUCGUGAAUGCACCUGCCACUGUGGUGAUUGAGAUAAAGGAAGAAGACGAUGCGGGCAUUUUGCCUUCGCAUUCUUCAGUGCCAGCCGUGGAUCACGUUCCAGCAGCAGCUCUGAUACCCACGAUUCUCAGGUGCUAUUUUGAGCACACUAAGGUCAAGACAUUGCAUAUUGCUCAGGUCGAAGGCCGGCCAGGGGCAGCGUACACGCGUCCCUUUGCAGCAUGUCAGUUUGCAACAGUCAUGUUCUUUCUGAUUGCGCUUGGGCUCGAGAAGUUGUGGCUUCGGGGUGGGGCGAUCAUGUCCACUGUGAUUGAGAGUGAGGCCGCCUUUGAGCGGCGAUGCUUGGAUGUCAGGGGGGAUGGAUCACUCCUGGCGGGGCUUUCGGGCCAAGGGGUGAAAACCUUUCGUUCCCUCGCUUUUGCAUUGGGCACUCCUCAGUCACCUCCCACAGAGCAGGCCUUUGCUGAGCUCACCAGGAAAGUCUUUGGCACGGGGGAGGGUGAUCCUACGGUGGGGGAGCUUUCAUGCAUCCGGCAGUUGCACUUCGAAGCUUCGACUUUGGUCAUUCAGACAUACAGGGACAUGGUGAGUCAUGAUUCUUCAGACGGGGCCCCGUUGAGGAAGCUCCCAAUUCCCGAGAAGCGUGCACGCAAGGAGAGUCAACAGGCUCGACUGGGUGGUAUAGACAUGGAAGGGGAACUUGACCCGUCCUUCCAACUGAUUGAUGCCUGCAAUCAUCAGAUGGAGAAUGCUGUGAUUUAUUGGCUGCCUCCUUCCAAGUGCCCGAAGAGGGAGGUUGAGGUCAUUGCAGGUUUCAAAGAGAAGCCCAGUGUGCUGCAGGUCGAGAACAACACGGUUAAGCUGGGAGGGCCUAGCAUCACGGUUGAGUGUGACACUUCGGAUUCUCUGAG
Symbiodinium necroappetens is the source of this 935-nucleotide messenger RNA. Lineage: Eukaryota; Dinophyceae; Suessiales; Symbiodiniaceae. The record is from the annotation of a GenBank genome assembly.